CAGAUGUUUGUCCUAUGAAAUCUGUGGUGAGGCGUAUUGGCCAACAGUUGUUUGCAGCAUUGAGUAACAAGGGUCUCGCUAUGCUCGUUAAUCAUGGCAUCACCGAAGAGAAGCUGAAAGCAGUUUACGCGGAUUUAGACAACUUUUGCGCUCUACCUGAGGGAUGUCAAGCGCAAUACCUUUGCAAUCCGGCCAGCAAUCACGGCUACAUAAAACCGGGAAUGGAACAAUUCGAUAGCACUAAAAAGGAGCUGCGUCAUUCGUUUAACAUCACGACCCUGUCAGCAGCGGCGAUGCCAGCCCAAGAGGAAGUUCCGGAAUUCCUAAAGCACACCAUACCACUAGCGCAAGACCUUACCAAUCUCUCUCGCGUACUUCUACAGGCAUUGGCUUAUGCUUUCGGUCUUCCACCAUCAGCACUGCUAGCAUGUCACUCGGGAAUGCUGAAGAGCGAUGGUUGUAAUCCCUCUGCGAUGCGUUUGUUGUACUACCCUCCCGUGCCUCCCGAAGACGAGAGGCCCUGUUGCCAUGGUGACGGCAUCGCCUACACGCGCUGCGGGGCACACUCCGACAGCUGCACCUUCACCCUGGUCGCGCAGGACUCGGAGGGAGGACUCGAGGUCAAACUGAAUGGAAGCGAAAAAUGGCAGGCUGUGGGACAUCUGCCUGGUGCAAUUCUCGUUCAGACUGGAGAACUCUUAGCUUCGAUGACCACUAAUUUACUACCUGCUCUUAUGCACCGCGUCGUAGUCCCGUCGGGCACGUACGCCCGCGCCCGCGGCCGCCACUGCGUCGCCUUCUUCUGCCACCCCGACAAGGACGCCGCCGUGCCGGUGAUGUCGCGCGCGGCGCCCGCGCCCGCGCCGCCCGCCUUCACCCCCCACGCGCACCUCACGCUCCACCACCGCCUUCUCAACGCCGCGCAUCACAUCCAAAAGCGCUUUAAGGAAACGUACGCUUGACUAGUACGCGACGAUGGGAAGGAUACUUACAAAACCGUCGCUCGCCACCAUGCCGCUGCCGCUCCUUAAAAUGGCACCAAUACUUUUAUAGCGAGUACGUAACGAAGUUAAUCAUUAGGCAAACGACCAAUUUUGAGUUUUCUUUUCCUGCGCUGUCAAAACAAACACGUACGUAAAACGAAUAUAUGUAAGAAGACCUAAAUUAAAAUACAAUUCCUAAGUACUUACAUUUUAAAAGUGUCCUUAUAACCUCUAAAUAAACGAUAUUAAAAUAUGCAAUAUAAUUAAAAAUAUUAAAUUCGCUAAUGCUCAAAUAAGUAAUUUAAAGAUUUGUAAUAUCUAUUAUCAUUCCAGAUUUGAUAUUAUUUACUUUAUAUGUGAUGAUCAAUUUGUGAACGACUUCGUCUAUUGAGCUUAUUUUGAAUGGUAUUAUUUUAUCUUUAGUCUUUUCCUAAUUUUAAGUACCGAGCAAAUAGCGAUGUGUGAUCGCAUUUCCUGCUACUUGUGUAGUUAAAUAUACAUAAUUAUGUAUUAGAUCUUGUGUUCUUGCUUCUGCAUUUUGUUAUAUUAAGUCUUAUUUAAAAGUAUUUUUUAUUUAUUAUCGUGUUCAUUCUUCACGACUACUUAUUAUUUUAUUAAGUAAAUCGUGUGGUAGUUUUGAUAACUCAAUUUGCUACCUGUACUUAAACAGGAGUAUUAGUAAAUAUUCAAUUUCCGUUCAAGCUUAAUAAUUAAAUUAAAAGCUAACAUUGUAAAGCAUUGAUCAUCGAAAUUAAAAAAAAUACAAAGUAUUAAAUUAAACUGUACUUAAUUAUCGCCUUCAACUUACUUAGCAAUAUGGCGAAUUAUUAUUGUACUUAAAAGUAUAGUAAUUUAUUUUGAUCAGUAAAAUGUUGGCUUCUCCUACAUGUCGAAAGAGGUCUCUGCCCAAACGUGGGAUGUUACAGAUUGAAUCUUGAAAAUGUUGGUGGUUGCCAGCUUCUAAAAUAUACACUAAACUAUUUUUUUUCUCUACUAAGUAUUCAUAGAAUAAUUUAGUAAAAAGUGUUAAUAGGAUCAAUGAUUAUGACAAAAUACAACCAGUUGAACUUAGUAAAUUUUUAAGUAGCAAAAUAUAACUUAAAACUAUUGUGAAUUUAGUUUGAAAUGCUUGUGGCCGUACAUUCUUUGAAAACAAGAUCGGGGUUGCCAUCUAUGUGGUUGUAGCUUUUUGUUUCUAGGUAAAUUUUAAAUUAUUAAAAAAAAUUUAAAACGGGAUUUACACGAGAUUCUGAUGAACAAGACAUUCGUAGACAAUGUCGGAAUACCGAGCUUCGCAAAAUAAAAAUUAAAAAAAAAAUUAUAAAUAUCCCGUUUUAAAUAAUUUUAAUAAUCAAAAUAACCAUGUUAAUUUAAAAAAUUGUAAUAGUAAACUUAUUUUUCUAUCUCAGUUGCUUCAGAUUUGGAACCGAUUUAUUAAAAACAAAUAUAUGUAUAUUCUUUGCUUUGUUAUAAUCUCAUGCUUUUGUCUGGUCUUGUUUAAAUUUUAUUAUGUCAUUGAAAUAAAAUACCUGAUUACAGACAAAUGUUUUUUUUUUUGUAUCUCUUCUUAACGCUUAGCGAGCAGCGAGACGUUAUUUUGUAAUUUCAAUGAAUAGAACCGAUUUUUAAACCCCGAUGCAAAAAAAAGGUUGCCAGGUUGGUGUUACAACUUUGACGCCAAUGUACGUGUGACUUCGAUUGUAAUGCACUGGCUGAUGUGUAGUUGGUCUAUGAAAACUUUGGUUCUUCAGUUUUCAACCGUUCUUUUGUAGCUUGUACCACAUCAGAUAAAUUUUCGUUAGAAAUAAUUUGACAUCUAACGAAAACGGAAAC
This is a messenger RNA of Melitaea cinxia (Glanville fritillary), 2816 nucleotides long. RefSeq names its product 2-oxoglutarate-Fe(II) type oxidoreductase ppzD (gene FNSI). Bases 15 to 962 code for a protein of 315 amino acids. Gene Ontology annotation, molecular function: dioxygenase activity. NCBI's taxonomy places the organism in Eukaryota, Metazoa, Arthropoda, Insecta, Lepidoptera, Nymphalidae. The record is from RefSeq and is a predicted model, not a curated record. The transcript is spliced from 6 exons.